UCCGGAAUGAAAAUGAAUCUGUUAACACCAGAAUUUUCGAGUUAGUGCAGCUUUUUUCACUACCUACAAUAUAUUUUUAUAAGAAAAUAGAAGCACAAGAUCAAACUUGAGUGUAAAGUUAGUUAAAUAAUUUGACCGUUGCUUCUAGGAAUAUCUUUUGUUGGAUUUGAUACAGAAGUUUAAAUAUAGCAGAUGGCGGAAUGCAAUCCUAUAAAAGAGCAUUUGAAAUUUUUGUUGGAACAGUUAGAAAAGAUGCAUCUUUAUUUACAAAGUAAUUUAAAUGAUUUGGUUCAAAAGGUAAGGCACGAAACAACAGAGUGGAUUGAAAAUCGUUCUGAAUCAAGUUUGAAUUUUAAGGAUGUGGUUGCUAUGGUUACUUCAGCAAACACUUCAGUUCUGGAACAUAUACAAAUGCUUUCUGGUUUCAGCAUAGGUAAACAACAGAUUAUUACAGGUUAUAAAACACCAACAAAAAGAUUGUCUGUAUACACAACUCAAGAUGAUAAGAACACUGAAACACACGACGAAGUCGACAAUAACGUUGAUUUUAGACACAACUUACAGAAGAGAAUUAGGCUGAUAGAAAAAGCUUUAUCUUCCACCGAAAACGCGCAAAAUACGACUGAAAAUGUUAUGUCGGAUAUAAAAAAAUGGAAAGAUAAUCUAGUUACAGAACAAAAUGAAAUAAGGAAAAAAGUUGAAGAAAUAUCUAGCACACAAAAUGAUAGUUUCAAAAAACUACAAAAACAAAUUAAUGAACAGAAAAAUACCUGUCACCAAUUGGGUAAGGAAUUUGAAAGCAUCACUGAAAUCAAGCAAUGGAAGGAAAACUGUGUAUCACACCAAAGCAGUAUUGGAGCGAAGGUUGAACAAUUGUCUAAGAAACAAAAACAACAUUUUAAAAAUAUUAAAAAACAAGCGCAGGAAGGGGAAAGCAACAUUGCAGAGAUGAGAAAAGAAGUUGAUUGUUUAAAGGAAAAAGAAUUAAAAGUGAUCAAAAGACUAGACACAUUUGACAUUAUAUUGAACAAAAUAAAUAAAGAAAUAAAAUCGCAUGCUGAUAACACUGAUCAAUUGGCACAAAGAGUUAAACGCUUAGACGUGGUUUCCGCUGGACCGAAAGAUGGAAAUAUACAUCUUUAUGUGAUGUUUCAACUCCUACAUAAAAGACUGAUGCCCAUUGAAAAAUUGAUUGACAUAUUUAAUCAGAAUUCGAAACAUAGGGCUAAUAAUCAACAAAAGAUUGAAACCCUCGAAGGUGAUGUUCUAAAAGUGUCCAAUGAAAUGCGCACAACAAGACAAGAAAUUAAAAGCCAUUUUAGUUUGCUUUCCACCUUACAAGAAGCUUGGAAGAAAAAUGUAGCAACUACGUCCAACACCCUUCAAAUUUUAACUACAAAGAUCGCCGGUCAAGGAAAUGUUGUUUCAAGGACAGCUGAGACUUGUGUAUACAAACGAUACGCUUGCCACAUCCAACUUGAAUACACGACAGCUGUCACCAGUGACUCAAUUAUUUCAAAGUUUGGUGAAGUACAUGAAUACAACGGUCAACACCUGAACCAAACAACAGGGAAAUUUGUAUCACCACAUGAUGGUUUAUAUCUUGUCGGUGUCACUCUACAUGAAUGGGAGAAGAAACUGAUUGAAGUUGUUGUGUGUGUUGAAGACACGGAGUGUGAGAGUAUUGAGGUGAAAUAUGCCAACACUAGCGCUGCUGGGUCAGUGGUUGUUGACAUGAAGGAAGGUCAAGAACUCUACUUUUAUGUGGCUACAGCAGACUAUGACGCAAAGUUAUCCUGGUUCAGUAGUUUUACUAUAGUCAGUUUAUAGAUUUAAAGCAAGAAACAUGGUCUUCUGUACGUUCUGAAAGAAACGUAACCUCUAUGUUAAUGACAUAAUAAUACAAUAUUUUUUCAAGAAUUACUUAUUUUUGCUUAUGUUUAAUAGAUGUACAAACUAAUUGAUUUUGUAAAACUGCUAAACUCUGCGUUGUGUGUAUAGCAACAAAAAACUGUAAGGUGGAGGGAAGCUGCUAAAUUGUCGUCUCUAUACAUUCCGUACUGUAAACACGCUUGCUCUGAAUUUUCAUUUUAUUUUGUUAAAAAAAUGAGUUUUUGUGUGAUUAAAAAUAGCAUGUAAAAAUAAAUGAGUUUAUGUUAUGAGUAGUUAUCGUGAGGCCAACAUUUGGGUAUGGAUCAACACUAAAGCCGCCUGGUAAUUGUAUAGGACUUUUAUUUAUACAAACGACACACAAGCACACUACACGUCGUAGUACCCCGGCCUUUUAUCUCUUAUGAUACACAGUCUUUAGUGGUCUUGGUUGGUCGGCUACGGGUCAACCUGAUGUGUAGACUUAGGGUUAGCUUUCCUGACCACUCUCGUACAUGUUAUGUAAAUGUCUAUAAUAGUAACAUUUCAUAAACUUAUUUAUAACAAUAUUUUAUCUUUAGGGGAAACAACUGUGCUUACAGAUUAGUAAAAUAUCUUAGCAAUUAGGUAACUACUAGCCGUCGGUAUCCGGCACACGGAAAGUAAGGGCCUAUAUAUUUUUAACGUUAUACUUGUUUGAAAAAAAAUAUUUAUUUGUCAAAACGCAAUGUGGUUUACUACACGUUGAACGAUAUGAGUGACAAAGCAAAGAAAUAACUAAAUAGCUAAACAUCCGACAGUUUUAAAAUAGCAUAUGCUACCAAUACCUAUUUGAAAAACUAAAAACCAAAUUUUAUACGUUAUUAGUUAACACAACACCAUAUUAAAUGCACAUACUGAUUGAGAGAGUUAAAUGAUUUCGUUGGAAACCCGGCUGUUGAAUGGUCAUUAUGUUUUUUUUAAGUAAUUUGUUUUACUUUUGGCCGAGAAAAUUGUAUAAAUUUCAUAAAUUUUGUCUUGAUACGUAGAUCUAUAUAUCUAAAUCAAAUUUGAAUGAAGAAGUUCAUCUCUUCAUAUUAUAAAACUAGAAGGUGAAGCAAUCAGUGUUGUAAUUUCCGUAGUUUAAACAUAUGACAUGUAAUGUCAUUGUUUAUUGCGUUCUUGUUACACCCAUAAACACUGUUCCGGUUGAAUAAUUCAAAAUUUGUUUCUACAUUCGGAUAUGCAUUUAUUUUGAUUUUCCUUCUUCGCAUAAAAUUUAGUUUAUAGUCUACAUUUAUAUAUCGCUUAAGAAACUGAUAACAUAGCCUCCUAAAAUAUUUAGCGGACAGAGAGACAGAGAGAAGUGCGCACAUGGGCUUUUAUAUAUUAGGAUUUUUUUUCUUCUAUAAACAGAUAUACUAAAUAAUUUUACAAUGCAUAUAUCGGAAUAUAAGUCACCAAUGACAUUAGUUAUUGUUUGAUAAACCAUUAAAUUGUUGGAACAUUUUUUUCAAUAAA
This is a messenger RNA of Physella acuta, 3369 nucleotides long. RefSeq lists its product as uncharacterized. The record is from RefSeq and is a predicted model, not a curated record. Lineage: Eukaryota; Metazoa; Mollusca; Gastropoda; Physidae. Gene Ontology annotation, molecular function: protein binding.